AUGGGGAAGGGAGGGCAUGCUCAGAUUUCUGCUGGCGUAAAUGUACAUCAAUUUCAUCUGAGUGAAUGUAUAUGCGAGUCAUCCAACACUGUUCGAGAAGAGCUCUUUAAAUCAUUGGAUAGUUUCCAAGACACUUUCGAGGGUAUUGAGACUUAUUACUUUUCAAUCUACUAUGGAUUCCCGGGAGUAUCGAAGGCAGCUAUGUCCUUGGGAGUUGCCAUCUUGAAAGCAAUUGAAGAGGUGAUCAGUUACUAUCUCCAACACACAGCCUUUAAAGUAUCGGAGGCACUUUGGAAUGGCGAAGAUUACAAAAAAUCAAUCACGAGUCUCAAAGAUAUUACCACGUUUGAAAAGCAAUUUCAUCUUGAAGCCGAAAGAGCCAGUUUCAAAGAAAAUUACGAGACACACACUGGCGUGAUUGAUGAAAAUAAUGGUAUGGCCCCCCUAACAAGCUUUAUAAAUCAAACUCAACCCUCUGUUCUGACCCGAAACAUUAAAGUUCACGAUAAAGCCCCCGAGCUACCUGCAAUAUUCCAGGAAAUGCUCCUAAACUUCGAACAUAAUCUAUAA
This is a messenger RNA of Botrytis porri, 570 nucleotides long. RefSeq lists its product as uncharacterized. The transcript has 3 exons. The record is from RefSeq and is a predicted model, not a curated record. Lineage: Eukaryota; Fungi; Ascomycota; Leotiomycetes; Helotiales; Sclerotiniaceae. Bases 1 to 570 code for a protein of 189 amino acids.